UGAGUUUCCUAAAAAUUCUUAAAUUUGAAACAUGGAGAGAGAUUGAGCUAUGCAGUUUAUGUUCUCCAAGAAUUAGAGAAAGAUAAUGCUGAUAAACCUGCACUCAAAAUAAACAUAUUGUAUGAUGUUGCAUGCAUGUUGGUGAAACACUUACAGGUUAAAUUUAGUCCCCGUCGUAAAGAAGGAUUUGGCCUAACUGACGGUGAGAUGUUGGAGAGAUUGUGGGCUUACAUUCGCAAAUUUAGCAGAAUGACUAAAGAAAUGCGUCCAAGUCACAGAGUUGAUGUACUCAGUGAUGCUCUUUUACAUUAUGGAAAGAAAACGAAGAUUAAUUUAGGCAAUUUGCUGAUGGCAAGGAUGAAGCGAGCUGUUGACGUGGAAGAAACUGCAAAAUCAGAUAUUGAAAAGUUAUGCAGGUGCUUUCCGUCUCACAGGAUUUCAAUAGAUGAUAUUCGUGAGUGGAUGAAGGACGAAUCGACUUUUUUUGGUCGUGAAGUUGAGACUGAAGAAGAAGAUUGGAAAUGCAAGUACGUUAUAUACCUGGACUUGUACGCUGAUCUUUACCAUCGAUGGAAUGGUUGCACUGAUCCAAGUGAACUGACUGUUCGAUUUAAUCAGAUGAAAAAAUUGACGAGCAGUUGAAGAUCAUGGAAAGGGAAAACUCAAUUUCUGCACGCUGGCAAAAUACUGACUCAGAGUACGAAAAUGCAAAACGCGAGGUUGCGUCUAGGAAAGAAAAACGUGUUUUGUCUCGAAUGAGGAAAAAUGUUGUUGAAAGAUGGUUUCUCCUAAAUCUUAAGUCUAAAUACUGUGAUGGUCAAGCGUUGGCAUCCAGACUUUCGAAGCAAAUUACUCGAGUAACAAAGGAUGUCAAUAAAGAUAUCGCAGCUUAUAA
Messenger RNA from Xenia sp. Carnegie-2017, 895 nucleotides. RefSeq lists its product as uncharacterized. The record is from RefSeq and is a predicted model, not a curated record. The transcript is spliced from 8 exons. Lineage: Eukaryota; Metazoa; Cnidaria; Anthozoa; Malacalcyonacea; Xeniidae. Bases 136 to 642 code for a protein of 168 amino acids.